Eutrema salsugineum is the source of this 1275-nucleotide messenger RNA. Its product is annotated as putative NAC domain-containing protein 61. The record is from RefSeq and is a predicted model, not a curated record. The transcript has 3 exons. Gene Ontology annotation, molecular function: DNA binding. Lineage: Eukaryota; Viridiplantae; Streptophyta; Magnoliopsida; Brassicales; Brassicaceae. Gene Ontology annotation, biological process: regulation of DNA-templated transcription. Bases 56 to 1108 code for a protein of 350 amino acids.
AGAAGCAAAAGUGUUUUAAAACACCAAAAAACAAAAACAAAAAAACAAAAAAAAAAUGGAGGAAGAGCUCGCUGUAGGGUUUCGUUUCUAUCCGACGGAAGUAGAGCUGAUUUCAUUCUACCUAAGAACCCAGCUCGGUGGAGGAAAUGUUACCAUUCACAGUCUCAUACCCAUCUUUGAUGUGUUUAGCGUUGAGCCUACUCAGCUUCCAAAUCUUGCGGGAGAGAGGUGUCGAAGAGACGCAGAACAAUGGCUUUUCUUUGUGCCAAGACAAGAGAGGGAAGCUAGAGGAGGAAGACCAAGCAGGACCACUGGUUCAGGAUACUGGAAAGCAACUGGUUCACCGGGACCUGUGUUCUCGCCAGAUAAUCGAGUGAUCGGAGUUAAGAAGACGAUGGUUUUCUACAUCGGGAAAGCUCCUACUGGGAGAAAGACAAAGUGGAAGAUGAAUGAGUAUAAAGCAGUUGACGAAACAUCCAGUAGUUAUGUAUCUACCAUCCCUAAGUUAAGGCACGAAUUUAGUGUAUGUCGAAUCUACGUAAAGUCCGGAAGCUCCAGAGCUUUUGACAGACGUCCCACAGAAACUUUUGGGAUAGAGAGAACGCUUCCUAGGUAUGGAACUGAAACAUUGUCUCGAGCCAGAAUAUCAACCUCACCAGAAACUUCAUAUUUAGGAAGAGACCAAGUUGAUAUGUCCAUGAAUGCUACUACACAAAGAAACUUAAAAGUGGUUGAUGAGCUAUCACAACUCAGAGAAAAGAAGCUUCAUAGCAAUGGAGUUGAGACAUCAUCAUAUGCCACAAUAUCAACCUCACCAGAAACUUCAUAUUUAGGAAGAUACCAAGUUGAUUUGUCAGUGAAUGGUAUUACUACGCAAAGAAACUUAGAGAUGAUUGAUGAGCUAUCACAACACAGAGAAGAGAAGCUUCCUAGCAAUGGAGCAGGGGCAUCAUCAUUUGCCACAAUAUCAACUUCACCAGAAACUUCUUAUUCAGGAGGAGACCAAGUUGAUUUCUCGGUCAAUGCUACUACUACACAAUGCAACUCAGUGAUGGUUGAUGGACUAUCACAACCUUUUUGGGAAUGGGAACAACUUAAUUGGUCUUAAACCUAUUAAAUUGCUCUUUAUGACUAUUAGGUAUGCAAGAAAACAUAAGAUAAAGUAGAAUAAUUAUAGUUUUUUGUUCUAUUUAAACGGCCACCAAAAUUUGGCUUUUUUUAUGUAAGGUUACAUGAAUGAAAACCAAAAAUUAAAACGUGAAACAAUUUUACCCU